UUUUGACUCUUCAAAAUCUCCAACUAAUACCUUUCACGUACCAUUUUCUUCAUCAAUGUCAUCAUGAAGAAAUUACCAAGGCCAUCCGCUGUGACAAUACACCCAAGCACAUCCAAGAGUAGAGAGUCCAUCCCUCGAACCUCAAUAUUACCCUCGAGGAAAGCCUCGCGGUCCCAUAAAGUUAGUUAUGCUGUGACAAAAGCAUAUUUGCAGACUGGAGAUCCUGAUGAGGCAAGCAGACUUGCUGAGGUGGAGCAGGGGUUGUUCCUGGACGGAGAUAUCAACGUCGUCAGUCAGAUCGAAGGGACUCAGGAAAUCUUGUGUCUGUCGUACACGGAGACGUUUGACUACUUGGGGGUGGGUCUCGCCGAUGGAACCGUCAGAUUAAUUAAUACACAAACUGGAGAAUUCGACAGGACAUUGAGGGAUGAUGAAAUGAUACAGAAUCCGGGGGCAACUACUGCCCUUAAACAUCGACCCGUUCAGGGUGCCCUUCCGAUGACUCAGACCCUAACAGCAACUUAUGUCACUGGAUGUGUGAAAUGUUGGCACUACCCCACGGCCCGUUGUCUCUACACAAUUCGUGAAAAUAGACAAACCCUAGGUCUCGCUUAUCACCCGACACUUCCGAAGUUUGUGACGGUCGGUGAUGAUACGAAGUUGUGUGUUUAUGACGAGGAAACGAAAACACUCGAGCGAAUAUUGCAAGCCAGCACUGCCCUAGAAAUCAUGAGCGGUCACAGAUCCCGAGUGUUCGCCGCUUGCUUCAAUCCUAGAUCUCCUCAUGAACUCAUCAGUGGAGGAUGGGACGAUACAAUACAAUUUUGGGAUAUUCGGGAGCCUCAUUCUUCUAGAUUUAUCAGUGGCGUUCAUAUUUGUGGCGAUAGUAUUGAUAUCAGUCAAGAUGGGAAAGAGAUUCUCACGUGCGCAUGGUCGAAAACAGAUGCAAUCCAACUGUGGGAUUACAGAACAGGAAAACUUAUAGCCACAUUGGAACCGGAUCCCUGGGAGUCCCUUCUCUACGCUGGCAAAUAUAUCGGUAGUUCGUUCAUUGUUUGCGGUGGUUGCAACAGUAAUUUAUUCAGAAUCAUCGACCUAAACUCUAAGACCACACUCUCUGUGGUGAAAAAGCUACCUGGAGGGGUGUAUGGGAUCGACAUAGGCCCUUCUAGCGCCAAAUCGCAGAAGAGAAGCCUCAAAUAUCCUUCCCUACCACGAAUCGCUUUUUGUUCUGGUAAAAGCGUACUUGAAGUCGAAGCAAAUAGUUAGAACUGAGUCGGGACCUCAAAAUUGGAGGAUG
Diachasmimorpha longicaudata is the source of this 1300-nucleotide messenger RNA. Its product is annotated as coronin-7-like. The record is from RefSeq and is a predicted model, not a curated record. NCBI's taxonomy places the organism in Eukaryota, Metazoa, Arthropoda, Insecta, Hymenoptera, Braconidae. Bases 64 to 1269 code for a protein of 401 amino acids. The transcript is spliced from 6 exons. Gene Ontology annotation, molecular function: protein binding.